AUGCAGACCUCCCCAGAGAGGAUAACAGAGGCCCACCUUGCAUUAUCUUGUGAGACCAACCAACCAACUUCGCUGGGAGGGGAAGUGUCAAGAAAGAGCCUGAUUUCAAGACCUUCUCCAGGGCCUGCAAGAAAACCUGAGGGGGGAGAACAGUAUCCCUCAGGAAGGGCUUUCUUCAAGGGGAGGUGCCCGUUCUGGAUGAAGAGGAAAGGGGCUGCCAAUCCCCCCCAGGGACAGGUGACCCCCAAGAGCCGCCUCUGCAUGGAGGCCACUCACGAGAGCCCCAUCCAAGCUGUCCGGAAGCCGGCCACGCGGGAGGACGCCCGAGGGCUGGACUCCGACGAGGAAUCCGUGCGAGGGGGAAACGGCACCUCCCUCCUCAGGAACCUCCUGUGCCUGAAGAAGACGCCCGGUGGCCCAGAGGCAUCACCGGCCCAAAGGGCGAGAGUCAGGUGCGGGCCUGUGGCCGCCCUCAGCAGAACCGCCGACCCGCAAGGGGAGUCUCCUCUGAGGUGGAAGCCCGGAGCUAAGGCCCAGAGCCCAGCAGAGGCCAGCUCCAUCGCGGAGACAGAUGUGGCAGAUACAGUGGACAGGUUUGUCGGGUGGUGGGCGAAGCCAUGGAGAGCUUUCAGGGCCAUGCUGAGAUGCAGAGCCAAGAAAAGGUCGGUUCUCCCAGAGAACGAGAGAAGUCCCAAGGCGGCGGAAGGAAGGGGUAUUCGCCUCCCCGCAGAGCCCGAAACCUCGCCCAUCGCCAGGGUGGAUGGAUCCCCCCGUUUUUCAGCCACGGAGGACAAAACUCUUGCAUCCGACGCGGGUGAAACUCACGGCCCCCAAGAGGAGGGUGAAGGCGACCGCCUGAGCUCAAGGUGUGGGCUGGAGAUCCACGGGCGGGCAGAGGACGAUAUUUCGGACCCCGCGACUGAACGGGAAGUCGACGAGCUCUGCACUUUCUUGAGCGAGGGAAGGAGGCCUGGGGAUGAGAGUCGAGGCCACAGGGGCGUUUUUGAGUGGAGGGGUGCUUGCCACCUUCCUGGGGGGAACGGAGUAGAGGCGGGAGACGUCGCAGACCGGGACCCUGAGCCGGGGGACUACGGGUACUGGGCCGAGGCAUCGGACGGAGAGCAACAGGCUCUCGCCGAUCUCGCCGAGAACCCAGGAGGACAGGGCAUGGUGAUGGCGACGGGAGAUCUGGGCUGGCUGGACACCGAGUUCCCGGCAAGCCCGGUGGUUGGGAUGGGUGGGCCGAAGGAAAAGCGGGGAAGGGAUGUUUCUGCUGCAAGCAAUCCCGAAAGCCAAGCGACUGGAGGAGGGAACGGGCGUGUGGCAGACACCGGCAGAGAGAACCAACACAUCCGCCAGGAAGUGCUGCAGCAUCUCAGCAGCUGCUCAGUUCCUCCGCCAGCCUCAGAACCCGGCAGAAGCGAUGCUCUGAAACCAGACCCUUAUGGCGCUCCUAGGGCCUACAUCGCGGAGGAAGAAGAAGGGGAGACAUCUCCCGGCUUCCCACAGACCCUGCCGACCCCCCUGGAGCCGUCUCCCUCUUUUCCACCCAGAGGGCAAGGACUUCCGGAGGGGCCACCCCCACCAAGGCCGUGCGAGGACGGAGGAAGGGAAGUCUGCCAAAGGAGAGGGAGCUCCGGGCGGAAGCUGCCAUCGUCCACGGAGGAGGAGGAGGAGGAAACCGUGCCAGAGCCGGGAGAGGCGGGCGACAAGCAGCGGCUCUACCUGGCUGCGGUGGAGAUCGUGGGCGCCGCCAUCGACGCCGCAGCAGAUCAGCUGGCAAAGGCGGCCGAGCGGGAGCAAGGAGAGAUGGGGUCCAGCAGAGAAGUUCCUUGAGGUCCCCGUUCCUGGGGGGAGCCGAGAACCCUGC
Lacerta agilis (Sand lizard) is the source of this 1870-nucleotide messenger RNA. RefSeq lists its product as uncharacterized. Lineage: Eukaryota; Metazoa; Chordata; Lepidosauria; Squamata; Lacertidae. The transcript has a single exon. The record is from RefSeq and is a predicted model, not a curated record. The coding region runs from base 1 to 1836 and encodes 611 amino acids.